Actinia tenebrosa (Australian red waratah sea anemone) is the source of this 2398-nucleotide messenger RNA. RefSeq lists its product as uncharacterized. The record is from RefSeq and is a predicted model, not a curated record. Gene Ontology annotation, molecular function: NADP binding; flavin adenine dinucleotide binding; N,N-dimethylaniline monooxygenase activity. Lineage: Eukaryota; Metazoa; Cnidaria; Anthozoa; Actiniaria; Actiniidae.
UAUAAAGAUCACGAAAGCUUGUAAUUAGUCUACUUCAAUUUUUAAAGAUGAUUUAUGUUGCUGUGAUAGGAGCAGGAGCUGCUGGUUUAUGCGUGGGAAGAUACCUAGCUGCGCAACAAGAUGUCUUCAGUGCUGUAAUAUACGAACAAUCCAGUUAUGUCGGGGGUACUUGGGCUUAUAAUGAGAAAACAGGACUAGACGAUAAUGGAGUGUCUAUACCUUCCAAAGUAUACAGCAAUCUAAGAACCAAUCUUCCAAAGCAAGUCAUGGGUUUUCCAGAUUUUCCAUUUCCUGAUGAAGUAAGCUCCUACAUGACUCAUGCUCAAGUACAAAGGCAUCUAGAAGACUAUGCAGAUCACUUCUCAGUCAGGAACCUCAUUCAAUUCAACACUCAAGUGGUAAGAGUCACUCCAAAAGUGCAGGAAAAUACCAAGGAAAAAUGGGAAGUCACAGUGAAGGAUGUUAGAAGCGAAAAGGAGACCACAUCUAUCUUUGAUGCAGUGGUUUGUUGUAUUGGGAAAGUGCCAAAAAUUCCACCAAUUCCUGGAAUAAAUGAAUUUCCUGGUCUUGUGCUGCACAGUCAAGAUUAUCGUCACCCAGAAGACUACAAAGACUAGAGGGUUGCAAUACUGGGUGCUAAAUCUUCAGGCGUUGACAUUUGUAUUGAUUUAAGGAACAGUGCAGAGGCUGUUUAUUUAAGCCAUCAUCAUGACCGAAUCGUUUGCAACUUGCCAGACAAUGUUGAACAGCAUCUAGAUGUAAAGGAAGUCCUUGCUGAUAGGACGAUUAUUUUUCAAGAUGGCCAGACAAGAAAGGCAGAUGCAAUUAUUUUUUGCACUGGCUACGAGCUUUCCUUUCCUUUCCUAACCGAUAAAUGUGGGAUUACUUUAGAGGAUAGUCGCGUAACACAUCUUUACAAGCAUUUAUUUAAUAUCAAGUAUCCUUCCAUGUCAUUCAUUGGUUUAGGAAUUCAAGUAUGUUUUUUCCCACAGUACAGCCUUCAAGCUCGUCUCGUAGUUGCAUUUCUCUCCAAGAAGGUAAUGCUACCAACAAAGCAAGAGAUGCUUGUAGAUGAGGAAACAGAAUUCCAAGACAAAAUCUCCCAAGGAAUGAAAACUCAUUAUGCGCAUUUCUUGGGAAAUAAGCAGUGGGAGUAUAAUGAAGAUAUUGCAAAGCUUGCAAAGUGUGAACCAGUGCCUCCUAUUGUUCAGAAUCUAUAUUACCAUCACUGGACCUUUAGGAGUAAAGACCUUUUAGGAUACAAAAAAAGAGAGUAUAAAGCGACAUCUGACAGCACUUGGAUAGACGUGGUAACAGAUUAAUACAAACAGAUGAUUCCAAAGUAGGUUCUAUGUUCUUCCUUGAUAAGCAUGACACAUGGCUACACCUUCUACCGCAACAGGACACCAGAGGCUACUUAUUAAGAGUUGUGAUAGAUGAGGCAGUAAGCCGUGUGGGAUGGGCUCGGAAAUCAUAUAAGAACAUGCGUAAUAGGUAAAUUACGAGCCUUGUAUGAAGCGACUGAAGAAGAGUGCAAACAGUGGGCCUUUCACAACUUCAAGUCGCGUAAAAAAGAGUUACUAAGGGUUAGUGUUUGGACUUUGUUUGCAAAUAUCUCUUAUGAAAUGCGUUUUCAUGAAAUGUGGGCUUUUUCGAUAGUUUUAGUGUGGUGGGACGAUUAAAAAUGACAUUACACUUGAAAACGCUUUCCACAGUGGAGCCAUUUGAAAUAUUUGACCCAUGCGAAUUUUGAAAACGUUACUGCGGUUUUCUAUAUUCUGCAAACUCAGACAUUCCAACGGCUUAUUGUGAAAUUGGCUUUUCACUGCCGUCAGUCAAGAACAUAAAAGGUACUGACUGAUUAUUUUCAACUACUAAGUUCGCUGAAUAUCGAAAACCGCUGUAAUGUCAUUCACAUCGGAACCCCGGUUUUUGGCAUGCGCAAACGAUAAUGAUGUGUUAUUUCCGAUCGCAUAGCUGCGCUUUCGAUCAUUUUCGUGUAGAAACGCUAAGCUAGUGUGGCAAGUUUUUCCGGUGACAUAUAAAUGGAGCGUGCGGCGUUUUAUCGAGUAAAUACGGUACUAUCCAAACAAAAGUUGUCAGUUCGUAAUGGAACGGCUUUUGAUCUCUUAACCCUGGGACAGAUUCUACAAGGAGUGGAUAAGCGCUAUCCRACAGAUAAAUCCUUAUCCAAUGAAUAAGUUAGUGCUGUUAUCCAAUAAAUUAAUCCACUGGAUAAGAUUUAUUCGUCGGAUAGCGCUAUCCACUACUUACAACCGGGGCGUGAGCGCAUGGCUAUACCUUCAUUACUGAAAUACUCGUAACUGGCUCGAAAUGCUUUGUUACUGUAACUAUCAAAACGUAUUAAUGUAAUUAACAAAGUUGUUUAUUAUUAUCA